GCGGAGGGUGCCCUGUCGGGGGACGGUGAGUCCUCGCCGCGGACACCACAUCUCCCCAGGACCGUCCCUUUCCCGCUCGGCGGCCCCUCCGGGCUUCGGCUGCGCUGGGAAAUUGCCGCCUCUUCCCCCUCUCCCCCGGUUGAAAUUCCUGCUCUUGACCUGAAUCGGGACUUGUUAAUGAGUCAGAGGAGCCUUCCCGAGGUAUAGCAGAAGCAGAGCACCUGGAAACAUGCCUCUGCAAGAGAGGGAAAUUAGCAGCAGCUCCAUCAAUGACAAGCAAGAACAAAACAACAGCCGUGUUAUUACAAUUGUCUUCCUGGCACUCUUCAUUGACUUGUUGGGAUUCGCUCUCAUCUUGCCACUGUUUCCUUCCAUCCUUGAUUAUUACAGCCAGGCUGAGGAUGGAUUCUAUUUGUCAUUGCAACGUGGUGUGGACUGGUUUGCAGUGAUGGUUGGGAUGCCCCCAGAACGGAAAUACAACAGUGUCUUGUUUGGAGGUCUGAUCGGCUCAAUCUUUUCCAUCCUACAGUUUUUUUCCUCUCCCCUUACUGGUGCUGUGUCGGACUGCUUGGGCAGAAGGCCUGUCAUCUUGAUGACAGUGAUGGGUUUGAUAACAUCAUACGCGCUAUGGGCUGCCUCUAGGACUUUUGGCAUUUUUCUUCUCUCCAGGAUUGUAGGUGGAAUAAGCAAAGGGAACGUCAGCCUCUCCACAGCUAUAAUUGCUGACUUGGACUCUCCAAAAGCACGGAGCAAGGGCAUGGCAAUGAUUGGCAUUGCUUUCUCCCUUGGUUUUACCCUGGGUCCCAUGAUUGGAGCUUACCUAGCCAUGGAGACAGAGAAAGGAGAAGUCUUCUACCUUCGUUCAGCAUUGUUAGCACUCAUGUUUGCUGUGGCUGAUUUAAUUUUCAUCUUCUUCUUACUUCCAGAGACACUUCCCAAAGAAAAACGGGUCUCUUCUGUGACAUCUGGAUUUCAGGCAGCAGUUGACUUGCUCAGUCCUUUGGCUUUAUUUCAGUUCUCUGCAGUCACCCGAGGAAAGGAAUCCCCUUCAGAGGCAAAUCUUCAGAAUCUCAAAAUCUUGGGCCUGGCUUAUUUCCUGUACCUCUUCCUGUUUUCCGGUUUGGAGUAUACACUGAGUUUUCUCACUCACCAGAGAUUCCAGUUCAGCAGCAUGCAGCAGGGCAAGAUGUUUUUCUUUAUUGGAAUAACAAUGGCUGUGAUCCAGGGAGGCUAUGCUCGCCGAAUCAAGCCAGGAAAUGAAAUAAGAGCUGUAAAAAGGGCUAUUAUGUUGCUGAUUCCAGCUUUCUUGUUAAUUGGAUGGGCUGCAAGUGUGACCAUGCUGAGUGUUGGACUGUUGCUGUACUCUUUUGCUGCGGCCAUCGUUAUCCCAUGUUUGUCAGCAGUGGUGUCAGGCUAUGGCUCUGCCAGCCAGAAGGGCCGAGUCAUGGGGAUCCUGAGGAGCCUGGGCGCCCUUGCCAGAGCCCUGGGACCCAUCCUGUCGGCUACAGUUUACUGGCUGGCAGGGGCAGAGAUUUGCUUCACUGUCUGUGGAGCUUUGUUCCUCAUCCCCUUCGUUUUACUUGGUUCUAUAAAACAGCCAACUAAAGAGGAGUAGGAAGUAACCACAGAACUAUCACCAGCUUCCCAGGACCUCUCCAUGACCCCACUCUUGGCAAAACAGUUGAGUAAAUGAUGAAGAUCAUCAGACAGGCGGACGCGUGACAGCGGCAUGGUGUGAUCGGCCCAAUCCCCUGUCAGGUGCUGCGGAGCAGCGCACACUCUGCUCCUCCCUGCCCCUCGCCCUGCCCCACCAGCACACACCAGCCCAAAGCCCCUGCCUGCAACCAGGUUUGUCUGGGUCGGACCAGCACAGACCCAACCCCGCAGGCAGCUCCAGCAGGGAGGUUCUAGACGGCUGUCACGAGAUCACCACAAAUGCUCCGUGGGCCUGAGAGAAGCUGUACCAACGCCUUAAAACACCAAUCAAUCACAACCAAGAGGGAGAAGCUUACUACAGGCUGCCUGAGCCCAAGGGAUGCUUUGGCACCAGUUGGACUGUUUUUAAUAUACAGUUAAAUUUUGAGCUCUUCUUUAUAUUAUGUUUUUUGAUGACCAAGCGUCGUUGUUCUUUUUGCAUUACAAAUAAACUGUUACAUUGUACAGGUGUCUGGGCAGUUAAUCACAGUUAAGGUGUUACACCCCUCUGCACCAAACACAGGGCUUCAGUGAAGCCAGAGCAGGGUCCUCAGCUCCACCUGAGGUGCAAAAGCCUCCUGCCAGGAGCCAACCUCCAGCACUCGCUGUCCUGACUCCCAGGCGGGGUGGGGGGAGCUUCUGCCUCCUGCCCAGCUGGGGAAAGGAAGCCCUGCAGCAGCUGACUGAGUAACAACUGCUUUUAUGCAUCUCAGAAAAUACUCCACACAUUAAUCAUUAAAAGAAAAUGGAGCAAAUUAAAUUCAACAGGCAACAGCAUCAAUCUGUACAACAGCAGAAGACUUCUUUAAAGAGUUUUAUUUGUGAGUAGAACUUAAUGAUACAAGAAAGAAAGAAAAAUACAGGACUUUAUUCUGCCCCAAAGUGUGUAACCAUACCAUACAUGACUACAUUUCAUAUUGUAAUACAAAGAAUUAAAAGAACAAACUACAAAAUUAGAAAUUAAGAGUCAUUGCAUAUGUGGUCAAGAUAGAUGGAGGGACUCCAUUAAAGAACUGAAACAUAUAGCAAUUAGUCAUUGAAUUACGACCCUGCAAUAAAACACAAUUUAGCAAAAUAAGUAUUGUAUGCUUCCUAGUGUACAGAGACAUACAAGGUUAAUACAAGCUGAAAGCCAUUCGUGCCAUGCAGUCCUGACUAACAUCGCUGUUCAGGGGCUCUCCCACACGGUGCUUCCCUGCUGCUCUGGGCCACCCCCCUCUACCCCUUCCACAACAGGUGACCUCACAUUUCUCACCGUACCAAUUCCUACCUCGAAACUCUUCUCUCAUCUGAAGCUUUACAGCUCUAAUUCCCCUUUCAGCUGUUUCCCCUUUGCUGCCAGAAACCAGCCCGAGGUACCAGCACCUCCCAGCCUAACAUAGGCCUCUUUCAGGCGUGGCUGCGUCCAACCGCUCAGCCCACCUCUCCCCUUUGAUGCUUUCUGCUGCAUGAAUGUAAGGCGUUAGUUUUCUAUUUUACCAAUUGCAAUGUUUAAUAUUGUCCUAAAAGGUUACAUCCCUAUUCUGUGUUGUUACAGACACUGUGAGUCAGCGUGUUUCCCUCUCCCACGCAGGGGUGUCAAUGGUGUCUGCUGCUGAAACCAGAAAUGGCUGCCAGCCUUCCCUGCUUCUGGCUGGGGUCUGGAGAAUUCCUGCAAGCUUUACCUGUCUGAUCUUAAACUACUUUUACAAUUAAGUGAUAGACAAAAGCAUGGCAAUAACUGCAAAAUAGUGAAAUCAGUGGUCAAAGUGAUUUUCUUUACCAUGCUACAUAUUAAACAAACAUUUAUAGCAAACGGUGAAAAUACAUCUCUAAGGGUACUGGGGAUUUCUGUACUUCACUGCUGGCAACAAAGAAAAAAAUCAUUAAAGAAAUGCCAGUUUUUUGUAAGGGAAAAUAAUUAGUAUUAAACAAGGUUAAAUAUUCAGUGUAAUGCAUUUACAUUUUUAUCAUGGGAAGGAACAAACACAAAAGGCUGCAAAUAGGGUUUACAUGCAGCAGGUCUGCAUGUGCACCCAAGGGAUUUUUAAGAGGAAAAAAAAACCCCUGUGCUAAAGCCCAAAAUACAACUGCCCAUGCUUCACACACCACCAGCUGAAAAACUUCCAAAAUACUUUUAAUACUGUUACUUUUUAACCUUUUCUAACAGCCAAAUUACCAUAUGACUGAUUCUUAGGGAGGCAAGAUUGAAAGACAAUUUCCCUUAGACUCUAUUCACCAGAAAUAAGAUUGGGCUCUUUCAAUGCACAACAUGAGCGGAACACACCACAGUUAUUUUAGUCCUAGACAUCAAAGAUGGUUUCAUGUGCCAGUUAUAAAAUAAAACAAAGUAAAAAACACCUUCAUUUUGUUACAACAGUCAGAGGGGAGAAUGAGAGGAAGGAAUGGAUAGCCUCAAAGCUUGAUUAGAACAUGGUCUGUGAUCACAAGCUUGCAGAAGUUUACAUGUCAGUUCAAGAAUACAUCCCCCUUGAAAACACCACUGCAAAAGCAUCCUCUCUGAAAGUCAAUAUUUAAGAAGAAAUUUACUUGUGACUUGGAACAGACUACUGGAAAAUAAUGCUUCUCAUGGUAAGCAAUAUGUCUUUUAUUUUUAAUCAUUAACCUUUUUUUAUUCUUUUGUAAAGCAGUGCAGGCUUUAGAUU
This is a messenger RNA of Athene cunicularia (burrowing owl), 4340 nucleotides long. RefSeq names its product major facilitator superfamily domain containing 10 (gene SLC75A1). The record is from RefSeq and is a predicted model, not a curated record. The transcript has 13 exons. Gene Ontology annotation, cellular component: brush border membrane. NCBI's taxonomy places the organism in Eukaryota, Metazoa, Chordata, Aves, Strigiformes, Strigidae. Bases 230 to 1615 code for a protein of 461 amino acids. Gene Ontology annotation, molecular function: transmembrane transporter activity. Gene Ontology annotation, biological process: transmembrane transport.